This is a messenger RNA of Exophiala bonariae, 531 nucleotides long. RefSeq lists its product as uncharacterized. Bases 1 to 531 code for a protein of 176 amino acids. Lineage: Eukaryota; Fungi; Ascomycota; Eurotiomycetes; Chaetothyriales; Herpotrichiellaceae. The transcript has 2 exons. The record is from RefSeq and is a predicted model, not a curated record.
AUGUCGAGCAAAUCGAUCCUCGCGCUCCCUCCAUACACCUUCCGCCUCCGCCUGGCUCAGAUUAUCAUCGCGGUCCUCGUGCUGAUCCUCAACAUCAUUUCCACCGCCGUGCUCGGUGGCUAUGGGACUCUUGGAUAUGGCAUCUUCACUCCAAUCGCGACAUGUGUCAUCGUUGGAUACUGGUACUUCGCCACCUAUCGUAGCCCACAGCACUACAACCGUUGGGCCAUCCUCGUCCUCGAUUGCAUCUCCGUGGUCUGGUGGCUGGCGCUAUGGAGUGUGUUGGCGCAGUGGGCUGCAGUGUUGGGACUCAUCGACUCGAUUGACAAUUCCUACGGAGGCCUGAGCAGUAUUCGCACUGUCCAUGCCUUGACGGCAGUGGGUGCUGUGCUUGGCGCCGCUGAGUUUGUUCUAUUCAUUGUCACCCUUGUCACGUUUUCCAUGAGCCUACAUCGCGCCCGUAUGGCCGAGCAACAGAAGCCGCAACAGAACCCAUUCACUGAUGUCAAUAACGAAUACAAUCGCCAUUAA